GGCGGGCAAACGUUUUAUUUCAUGAAAUAAAACCGUAGUUUGCUCAGGUCACUUCUCUCAGCCGCCGAUUUGCCGACCGCCAACGCGGAAAUGUGUUUACUAGGCAGUUACGUUGAUGUGUGAAGGAAGCGUGACGAGCACACGAGGGGACAGUCCAACGACAGUAAAUGAGAGGAUCACUGUCACACUGACCGUUUGGAUGGAAAGAGAGGUGGCUUUUGGAGGACAGAGUGAUACAUACAGUCAAUGCCUGAACAGCCCGCUUGCGCUCUCUCAUUUUACCGGCAAGUCGCACCAUCUCAUUCAUGACACGCUUACUAUCUAAUUAAGACAAAAACACACAUACAGAAACACACCAGCCAUGGCUGAGCAGCAGGAGGGCCAGGAGAGUGUUUCUGUGGAACAUCAGUACAUGUGCAGCGAGUGCUUUCAGCUCUUCAACACUUUGGAGGAUGUGUUGGUACACCAGCAGAUUCAUAACGAGCAAGAAGGAGAUGCAGAAGGCGAAGCGGUUGAGACUGUGACUUUCCAGGGUUUUUCCGGGAUGGGUGACAAUCAGCAGUACCAGUGUCUGGAGUGUGGGGUCAUCCUCAUGAACCCAGAGGCGCUGCUUCAGCACCAGGAGAUGCACAUGAGUGAGGCUGGCAUGGAAGUGGAACAACAAGAGCUGUGUGAGGUUCACGAGACAGAGGAAGGAGGGUCAGAGGCCCAGGUUUCAGGGCCAGUCCAGUACCAGUGUCUGGACUGCCUGGCUCUAUUUGACUCACCUGAGGUGUGGUUGGAACAUAGACAGACCCACAGCAGGAGCAGCACACAUAGUAACCCUGAGACCUUGGAAUAUGUGCUGCAGCCCGAUGGUACCAUCACUCCUUUUAACAGUGUGCAGAACUUUGUGUUGAGUGAGCAGCAGGCGGGGGAAAUCUUGGCACAGGUUCUUGGCCAGAAACAACAGCAACAAAGACAACAGCAGAAGAAACACCAGCCACCUACUAAGCUCUCCACACCCCCUCGCUCCUCCUUGCUGCCUCCAGUGUCUGCAGCACCUGGGUCAGCCACCAUGCAUCUGCAGAUCCUCACAGCCAAGGCUUUGGCAGAUGGCUCCAACACCUCCAGCCAGCGGCAAACCAAGGUAUUGCCCCCUCUGCUGCCUGCCCUUGGGUCGGGCGCCUCAAGAAAGCUGGCUGUCAUGGAGAAUGGCAUUCAGAGACUGGAAUUGAGGCUGGCCCCUAGCAUCCAGAGUGACCAGCAGCAGCAGCAGCAGCCAACAGAGGUGGUGGUCAUCCACCCUUAUGAAUGCUCCGAGUGCUCCCUUCUCUUCCAGACCCCCGAGGACUUGCUUCAGCAUCAGGGAGAGCACUUUUUGGGUCAGGACAAGGAGAGCGGGGAGGCGGGAGUCAUGAGCGGUGUUGAGGAAGUGCGAGGGAAGGAGGAUCCCCCAGAAAAGAUGGAUGAGAUCAGACUGAGGGUAUCUGAGAAGAAGGCAACAGUGUGGGCCAAGCCCCAACAGUGUGAGCUAUGCAACCGCACUUUUACCUCUGUCAACCGGCUCGCGGCUCACAAGCGCGUGCACGAGCAGGGCACACAUGAGUGCCCAGAGUGUGGAAAGGUGUUCAAGAAGACCACUUCACUGCAGACGCAUAUGCGCACUCACUCCGGAGUGGCCAGGUAUCUUUGUGUGGACUGUGGCCAUGGCUUCACCACUGAGAUGACUCUCAUUAUGCACAGGAAAUCCCACACUGCGGACCCCUUACACAAGUGUCAGUUCUGCAACAAGACUUUCACCAACAUGACCAAGUACCUGUACCACCGCCGAACCCACCUCAACCGUGACACAUCCAGCACACCCAGCCCCGUCUCCAUGGUCUCUGCUCCCACGAGGGCAUCUGCAUCUGCUCUGGCCAUCCUGCAGAGAGCCAGGGAGAAGAGGGAGGCAAACGUCAACCUGUUGGCCCCCCUCACAGAAAAGGAGAUGGAACAAAUGGCAGAGGAGCUGACAACUCAUUCUCAGACCACAGCAAAGGGAAACGAUGAGAAGACGCAUGGGGAGAAAAACAGUGUGGAAACCACUGCCUCAACCUCAGGCACCAGUACCGAUUCCCAGGAGGUUCACAAAAUCUCUGAGACUGACGUAGCAGCAAAUCCUGUUCCCCUGGAUGAAGCUGGUGGAAGUACCUCCUCUGUGUCUUCUGACCUAACAGGCACUGCUUCAACUGGGGUAGCUAAUAAGGGACUCUUCACUUGUCGGUCCUGCACCAAGAGCUUUCCUUCCAAGCUCCAGCUAGUCCACCACCGACGCAAGUCCCACGUCAUGGAGCGCAGCUUCCAGUGCAACAUCUGUAACAAGUCCUUUAAGAAGCAGAUUCAUGUGCGCAAUCACCUGCGCACGCACACUGGAGAACGACCCUUUCAGUGUUCAGACUGCGGUAAGACCUUCUCAUCCCUUGCAAACCUUAUGCGGCAUAACCUUAUCCACUCUGGUUUACGCCCUUACCAUUGUGAUGUCUGCCACCGUGCUUUCUCCCAGUCCUCCAACCUCCGCCAGCACAGUCUGCUUCACUCAAACUCCACCAAACUGCACUGCCCAGAUUGCCCUGCCACUUUUCAGUGGCCAGCCAAACUAGCAGCGCACCGCUACACGCAACAUCCAGGUGCCCCGGCCCCCUUCCCUUGUCCCCUCUGUGAGGCUGGCUUCUUGACCAGGAGGCAGAGGGACAACCACUGUCUGGAGCAGCACCUUGCCAAGUCCCAAGUCGAUAAAGGGGAAAAGGAGGGAGAGGAGACCUAUACCCAGGCAGAGCUAGGCAGGGAGUCGUCCACCUCAGCUGUAGGGGAGGGAGAGCCAGGGGCUUCUUCUGUUGUCAGCGGGGGGCUAGAUUGCACCAUAUGUGGGAAGAAACUCAAUUCCCCAGCCAACCUGAGACUUCAUCGACUAAGUCACUUUAACUUUGGCCCGGGACGGUCACGGAGUACCUCAGGGAAGCGACCCAAAGCCCACCAGUGCCCCGUCUGCGGCAAUCUGUUUGUUUCCUCUUCAGGAGUUGCACUCCACCAGCGAGUCCACACUGGCGAACGCCCCUUCCCUUGCCAGGUGUGUGGCAAGCGUUUCCGCCAGAACACACAUCUGCGAGAGCAUCUGCGCACACACUCGGGUGAGCGGCCAUUCCGCUGUGAGAUGUGUGGGAAGGGUUUCAUCCAGAGCAUGCACCUGGCCGAGCACCGGCGCACACACACCGGUGAGCGGCCGCAUGCAUGUCCACAGUGUGGCAAAGCUUUCAAGACCUUCUCCAACCUGAGGAACCACAAAAAGACCCAUGCAAGGCAACAGAGGCUGGAUGAAGAGGCUUCAGCCCAAGCUGCCACAGAGACCAGCUCGGCUGUGGCCCUAGUGGACACCACUGCCACGGAGCUAGCCAAUGGGCAGCCUCAGCUAAUCCAGAUCCAGGCCACAGAUCUUCAGCAGACUCAGGGAACCCCAACCAUCAUGUGUAAUGCAUUUGGGGAGACCAUAGCCAUCAUAGAGACCAGCGAGGGAGAAGUGCUGCCAUUGGAGCAGGCCCUGGAGAUCUACCAUACAGCCCUGGAGAAUAGCCUGGCCAUUGAUGUGGACAGACUGCAACUCCUCUGAGGAGUUGGGGAUCUGGAUUCGUUUACGCGAUCUAGAGGCCAGAAUUCAGCAGUUUUAUAGUGCUUUACUCGUGGUUUACAAAUAAUUUCUCUGCCUUGAGGUUCACGCACGUCAAUAGGUCACCUUUGUUGCAGAGUUCGGACUCAGUUAUCAGAACUGAGAUAACAGCUGAUGACUUUCUCUGGAUAAGAAAACCUUGAAUAAUGGAGGUAAAAUAUAUAUAAGUUAAGACCAAAUAAUGUGAAUUUUCUUACUCAAUUAAGGAAAAGAACAAUAUUCAUUCAUAAAAAAAUAAACAUGGCAAACAAAUCAAGGGUCGUCGGUUGUGCUUUGGAUUGUUGUCCUGUAUGUUUCACUUAACAUUUCUGUCAAAUGGAUGUGGGGGUGGGGGGACACCCCCGGUGGCUCACCUGGUAGAGUGCGAACCACAUAUAAGGCUGAGUCCUUAUCGCAGUGGCCUGGGUUUGAAUUUGGCCCGGGCCCUUUGUUGCAUGUCAUCCCCUCUCUCUCUCUCUCUCUCUCUCUCUUCUCUGCCUUUCCUGUCUGUCUCUACUAUCGCAAUCAAAAAAACAAAAAAAAAUCUGAUUUUUACUUUUGUUAAGGCUUACGCUGUUGAAGCAAUGCAUUCUGUUGU
Molecule: messenger RNA, 4259 nt
Organism: Lampris incognitus (smalleye Pacific opah)
Lineage: Eukaryota; Metazoa; Chordata; Actinopteri; Lampriformes; Lampridae
Product: zinc finger protein 574-like
Exons: 8
Coding region: 362-3625 (1087 amino acids)
Biological process (GO): regulation of transcription by RNA polymerase II
Molecular function (GO): RNA polymerase II cis-regulatory region sequence-specific DNA binding; DNA-binding transcription factor activity, RNA polymerase II-specific
Source: RefSeq, a predicted model, not a curated record